GCUCAGUCUCCUUGGCGCUCGGCUCCGGGCAGCGAGGCUCCUGCCCGGCUGUGCGCACAGCUCCCGCGCGUCGACCCCGCAGACCCCGCAGACCCCCGGCUCCGGGGGCGGCCUGGCCCCGCUCACCGCGGCCCGCGGAGCUCCGGGGGCGCCUCACUGAGCGGCGGCGUGUGCAGAGGAAGAAGGCGAAACGAAGGCUGGGGCAGGGGCCCGGGCAGGGGCUGGGGCCCGGGCAGGGCAAGCGCAGAGGAGCGGCGGCGGCGGCGGCGGCGGCGGAGGGAGGGAGCAGAAGGCAACUUCGGGCGGGAAGUUGCGGGGAACCAGCGCAGUCGGCACAUCAGGAAAAGUCGAUCGCGGCCGCGGCGGCAUAAAAGUGAGAGCGGCCGGCCAGAGAGGCCGGCGAGGCGGCUCAGCCACAGGUGCCCCCGGGAGCCCGCACCCCGCACCCGCACCCGCACCCCGCCCCCACCCAGCUCGGGACCCGGCUCCAGUCACUCCGCGUCCGAGCGCCCCGCCGCCGCCACCGCCGCCGCCGCGGGGGGAGCCGAGCGGGAGCCCCGCGCUCAGGAGGGAGCGGCCGGGGGCACUCUGGGGCUCGCAGGAGCUCGUGUUUUCGGCUCUGAGAAGGUCCCCGCCCAACCUUCAAAAUUUUGUCCAAAGGCAGACAAGAGGAUCGCCCCGCGCUGAGCCGGCUGGUGGGCAGCAGGAGGCGCCUGAUAGCCGCCGGGGCGCUGGGGGUGGUGAUGGUGCUGCUGCUGGUCAUCCUCAUCCCGGUGCUGGUGAGCUCGGCGGGCACGUCGGCGCACUACGAGAUGCUGGGCACCUGCCGCAUGGUCUGCGACCCCUAUGGCGGCACCAAGGCGCCCAGCACGGCCGCCACGCCCGACCGCGGCCUCAUGCAGUCGCUGCCCACCUUCAUCCAGGGCCCCAAAGGCGAGGCCGGCCGGCCGGGCAAGGCGGGCCCGCGGGGCCCCCCCGGGGAACCGGGACCUCCGGGCCCCGUGGGCCCCCCGGGUGAGAAGGGCGAGCCGGGCCGUCAGGGGCUGCCGGGCCCGCCGGGGGCGCCGGGGCUGAGCGCGGCCGGGGCCAUCAGCGCGGCCACCUACAGCACGGUGCCCAAGAUCGCCUUCUACGCCGGCCUCAAGCGGCAGCACGAAGGCUACGAGGUGCUCAAGUUCGACGACGUGGUGACCAACCUGGGCAACCACUACGACCCCACCACGGGCAAGUUCACCUGCUCCAUCCCCGGCAUCUACUUCUUCACCUACCACGUCCUGAUGCGGGGGGGCGACGGCACCAGCAUGUGGGCCGAUCUCUGCAAGAACAACCAGGUGCGUGCUAGUGCAAUCGCCCAAGACGCCGAUCAGAAUUACGACUAUGCCAGCAACAGUGUGGUUCUUCACUUGGAGCCAGGAGAUGAAGUCUACAUCAAGUUAGACGGCGGGAAAGCCCAUGGAGGAAACAACAACAAAUACAGCACAUUCUCUGGAUUUAUCAUUUAUGCUGACUGAUGAGACAGAAGCUUAAUUCCACGCUGAGUUUGGACUCUGGAUUUGGCUGGCUCGUGUCUGUGAAGCAGAGAUCCCCAGGGGAUGUCAGUUGUGGGGCGCCUCCAUUGUGUAUAUGUGGGGAAAUCCAGUGCUACCUGACUCACAUCUGUAUACUCAGAAACAUUGUGUAAAAAAAAUAUUAAAAGCAAGAUAAGCAGAUGUGUGAUCCUCUACCGCCAAAGCAAAUAUUCGUUAUCGUUAGUGUCCAUGUGAAUGACGUCCUAUAUAGAUCACAAAUUUUUAUAGAGAAAUCUAAGACACUGAAUUAUUUCUUCAAUAUAUAUGAUACUUUGGUGUACUGUGAUCUUGCUGCUUUUAUCCAUAUGUCAGCUUUGGUUCUCGUGAGUUUACCUGCUUAUUAUGAUAUUUGGAAUCCAUUCAUAGUGUGGGGGCAGAAUGAUUUUGACCCUGCAGGAGAAGGUCUGAUUGAAUUAAUGCUGCUUGUCCCCAAAGAAAUUGUUUGCCUUGUAUUCUUGUUAGCUCUAGAGCUAGACAUGGGAAUGAUUCAACUUCAAGCCUUAACCUGGACUUUUCUGGAUCUGAGGGAAUUCCCAAGCCUACGGAUCAUUUUCACCUUUUCUUUUUCUUAUGAAUUUCCCCCCUCUCUUUUCUAGUGAUAGUCUUUAAAGGUAGAAAUCUUUGCAGUUGUAUCAUAGGAUUAUCUUCUUAGUGUGAAAAUGUGUAACUAUGUAUGGUAUUUAGAAAAUCCCCUCUGUGUCCAUUUUGUCAGUAGAAUACAUUUAGAUUGACUUGGAAAGUCAGAGAAUUUUAUUCAUUGGUGUUAAAUCAGACUGAAGCAUUUUGCCUUCUUUGGAACAAAAGAUUAUUCAUAACCCAAUGCACAAAGGUUUAAUUUGAGCUACUACAUGUGUUGCCAAGGGGACAUUAAGUAAGGCCUUCCAACAGUUACUACCUGUUAGUGGCCCAAGGUUAUUUCAAAAUGAACAAUUCCACAUAUAACUAGUAUGACAAGUGUAUAUAUUUUAUACAAAUGUUUGCUACAUAUAUGUAGCAUUUCAUCUAACACAUAUAUACAUACAUACACAUAUACUUGUAAGAUGAAAUAUAAUAUACAUAUGGCUGCAGACCAUAGGCAGAGUGGCUAUGCAGCCACAAACAUUUACUUUAAAAAAUAUGUAUAUGUGCACACACAUAUAAAUUAUUUGACUUAUUUUGGAAUGAAAUCUAUUUUGAAUGACAAAAUAUAUAUGAAGUAUCAAAGAAACUACAUGACUGUAAGAAAAUUAUACCCAGAAAAUUAUAUUAAGUUAAAAUGCCCUAUAUGCCCUGUGACUGUAAACUAAGGUUAUGGUUUCUUUAUUAGCAUCUACCAAUCAAUACUUGUAGUGCAUCUUCUGGCAGGCAGGCUGCUCUUACCAGGACUGCAGAAGCAAAACAGAAGUUGCUAUGUUUAUAAAUUACAUGCAUUUGAUUUAUCAAUUUCUUUCUUUCUCCUCCUGCUCCCCAGGUAAAUUGAAGCCAAUAUAGUGCAGUAGAUUUGGAGACUAAUGCAGAUCCUCUUACUUUGGUUACAUCACACUGCCCAAAGUCAGCUCUUUAAUCUAAGAAAAAGAUUUAAAAAUGCAUGUUGAUAUAUCCUAACUACCAGACAACUUUCACUGUUAUGAUGAAAAAUCUGUUUCUUUCUCAGUUGCCUUUGAAGUCUCUGCUGAGUGGAUAUCAAAAAUAAGAGAUUUAAAAAUUUACUCUCUCUUUUAACUGAUGAAGGACAUUUGCAUUUAAAGGAAUUAGCUUGUUCUGGCUCACUUCUGUUUGGCACUGUGUAUUUUAAUCUACAGAAAACACUAUCAUCUUUGAGCCAUAGAAAUAUCUUUUGUUUAGCAAAUCUUAACUUCCCAAAAGAGUUACGCAUUGUGUUCCUGUCCGAAGUUGUGGUUUGCUUUGCUUGGUCUGAGGACCUGCCAUGAUUUAUCUGGUGCAAACAGUCUCUUCAUUAGGAAUAAUUUCUGCUUUAAUUUGGCUCUUCUGAUAGGUAAGAUAAUUCCUAAAGGAAUCAAAAUAAUUUGAUUUCUAUUUGACAAUAUGUAUUUAUCUAAAAGGAGUUGUCAAUAAGAACUUAGAGAUUUUUUUGUUUGCUUGUGAGGAUUCAACCAAAAGUUAACAAGUGAGGAUUCAACCAAAAGUUCAUUUAUAAACAGGCAGUGCAUAUCAACUAAGAGUUUUUUUCUUUAAAGAAAAUUGGCUUUAUUUACAUCAAAAUCAGGUCUCUGUACCUUUUAAGGAAUAGGCUUUAGAGUCAAACCGUCAUUUCUAAUAGGUCUGACCUUUUCUUUGCAGAAGAAAUAAGCUUUAGUUUCUCUGUUUAAGCCCAAGGUAAAGGAAAUAAAGGGAAUAUAUAUAAGGCAAACAUUUCUCUUUUUUGCAUUAUAUCUUAUUGAUUAAAUUGUGGCCUUUGUUAUUAUAAAUGUAAUGAUUCAUUAAACUAUAUUAUGUAAUAUA
Messenger RNA from Erinaceus europaeus (western European hedgehog), 4010 nucleotides. It is a transcript of the gene C1QL3, whose product is annotated as complement C1q like 3. Lineage: Eukaryota; Metazoa; Chordata; Mammalia; Eulipotyphla; Erinaceidae. Bases 744 to 1511 code for a protein of 255 amino acids. The record is from RefSeq and is a predicted model, not a curated record. Gene Ontology annotation, molecular function: protein binding. The transcript has 2 exons.